Molecule: messenger RNA, 919 nt
Organism: Archocentrus centrarchus (flier cichlid)
Lineage: Eukaryota; Metazoa; Chordata; Actinopteri; Cichliformes; Cichlidae
Product: E3 ubiquitin-protein ligase RNF170
Exons: 6
Coding region: 224-865 (213 amino acids)
Molecular function (GO): ubiquitin protein ligase activity
Source: RefSeq, a predicted model, not a curated record
GUUGAUCAUUAACAGGCAGCUCCAAUUUAUUUUUCUCAGUGAUGCUGUCAGGCAGCACUUCACUUCCUUCUAGGAGACAGUGAUUAUCUAUCUGCCUAACGGCAACAUACACCCCUGCUACAGAGUUUAAUCCUGAUCAGACUGAAGCUCCACUGGGUCAGGGUCGCCUGUACGGUGAUCAAGAUAUUUGCUGUGCACACCUGAGCAGUCAACAUCAACACAUAUGAGCUGCCAAAAGGAAUUCGUGCAGGCAUGUCCAUCUUCAAACAGACGAGACUGGCACUGCCCAGUCUGCCUGCAGGCGGCCAGAUUCCCAGUCCAGACAAACUGUGGCCAUUUGUUCUGUGCUCCCUGUCUGAUCACCUACUGGAGACACGGAUCAUGGUUAGACGCAAUCAGCUGUCCUCUAUGCAGACAGAAGGUCAGCGUGCUCUGCCACCUGUUUAAUGAGAGCCGAUCAGACCAGCAGUCGAAGGAAGUUCUUGGCGAAAUCACAGCCUACAACAAACGUUAUUCUGGAGCCCCACGGAGGCUAACGGACUACCUCUGUGACGCCCCCCUGCUUCUGCGGUUACUGGUUCGUGGCCUGGGUACCAUUGGAGGACUCGUGUGGCUGUUUCUUUUCAGGGUGGCCCUGUGCUGCGUGGGGACCGUGAUGUCCAUCUCCUCCUCUCCUCUGGAUGCUUCAUCAAGUAACCUGGAAACAGACUCCUCCCUCUGCGGACUGCUAGAAGUCUUGGACGACCUGGUGGUGGUCAUCCUACUCCUUAUCUGCGUUAUCAAUAUCAACCAGCAAAUAACACCAGAAAGAGGACACCCUGCAAAUGCGGCAACCUCACAGGGAGUGAUGGGAGAUUCACUUUAGAGAGCACGAGCAGCUGGAGCGUGGCAGCACAAGCUGUCAGACAUGGACUUCUAU